Molecule: messenger RNA, 1455 nt
Organism: Heterostelium album PN500
Lineage: Eukaryota; Evosea; Eumycetozoa; Acytosteliales; Acytosteliaceae
Exons: 1
Coding region: 1-1455 (484 amino acids)
Source: RefSeq, a predicted model, not a curated record
AUGUCACAACCUUAUACAAAUUAUAAGCAUCACAUUGGUAGUAAUCUACCACCAAACUACUCUGUACCAAUCCAUCCAUAUAUGGUUCAACAACCAAUAAUGAUGGAUCAUCCAUCAUUGGUAUAUAGACCAUAUUUUUUUCAAAGUCUACCAACUCAACAACAAUAUUUAAUUCCAUCACCAAGAAAUGUACCACAAAAUGAAGAAUUAUCCUUAUAUAAUUCUCCUGUCUACCCCUGCAGAUCGCCAGUUUUUAACUCUGUCUCCGGAAUUCCAUCACCAAGUCACUCUGGUUCAAACUCUCCAAUUUCCAACGGUUCAAGAUCACCCUGUCUCAGUUCACCAAGAAAUGAUUUGUCCAACAUCUCAGAAGAUGAUGAGGAUAUGCCAUGCUCUCAGUGUUCUCUCAAGAGUUGUGUCCUGUGCAACCGCGGUCGUCCAACCAUGUUGAUGAAAGUGCCAACCUGGGCCUCUAUCAUGAAAGUAGUUCUCUACACCCUACACAUUGAAUUUCCAGACAAACAAUUCUUUAGUCUCAAGGGUGAUGUCUAUGGAUUCAUGGAAUCACAUUGGAGGCGCCUUUGUGUUGACAAGAAAAAGUCAGACAACUGGAGAAAGCAAGUUCAAGAUAUGCUCAGUCACUCAAAGAAUAUUUUUGAGUCUGGCUAUGAAGUUAUUGGACAAAAUGGAUAUUGGCGUUUAAAGAAUGUCCAAGAUCCAUGGGUAAUCCAGACGGCAUCCAAUAACACACCAAGAGGAUCAUCGGAUCAAAACAACAAGAAACGUCAAAUUGAAUCGCCAACCGAUUUCGAUGACGAAGAUACCAGCUCAGUCUCGAGUCAAUCCAAUUCCGAUGAUCUCCCAACACCUCGCAAAGGUAGACGUACCAGUGCCAACAACAGUCCAAGAAACAGAAAGAGAUCUCCGGAAUCACCGACUCAACAAGAAACGAUUGCUCUAAGAGAUGAACUCUUUGUUGUCGUCAAUCAGAUCAACGAUAUGAGAAUGAACAUAUCGAACUCCUCCCACCUCAAUCGAGAGCAAAGAAACAGAAAACUCAAAGAACUCGAAGAAAAUAUGGAAACACUAAACAAAAUCGAAUCGAAAUUGGAAAUCAUUGAAAUGCAAGAUCAAGACUUGAUAUCGAAACCAUCACACUCUAACAAACUAAACAACAACAACAACAACAACGGUAACAUUACGUACAUCGAUGAUCAAUGUCUUAAUAUCUACAAAUCUUUGAUGGAAGAGAAACCUGAAUUUGAAAACAACCAGCAACCAAACAUCUCCAAUCCAACAGUACCCGUUAACCCAAACACCAACAACUCACUCUUAAAUUGGAGAGACUCUUUGUUUCUAGACUUUACCAAGAGACUUCCAAAUAUUAACAACAACACUACUACUCAUCAAUAUCCUGUUUUAUUUAACAACAAUAAGAAAACAGUAUCAACUUAA